AUGGAGCAUGUUAACAUCACUAUGGGCUUCAGCAACAAUUCUGCUCAAGAUCUUAUGUUCUUGGAGGAUAUGGAGGGUGAUGGUGAUGGUGAUGAUGGUAAUGAGGAUUCAGUCAUUGAAGAACACUCCAACCCUGCUCAAGCAAGUAAGUGGACAACGAUAAUGAUGAACAUGGAAGUCAUCAAUAAUGAUUCUGAUGAGGCUCCACCCACCAAGCACAUCAAAACAGAAACCAGACUGAAGCCUGAAAAGGGCACCAGAGAAGUCAUGAAGGUCAAGCAUGCUCUUCAUCUUCUGUCAACCAAACAGAUGAGCUUUGAGGUCAAGUCCACCAUUGCCAAGGGCAAGAAGAAGGCAACACAAAAGGGCAAGGCUUCAGCUGCCAACAGGGAACAGUGGACUGCUGUGAUCAGCAAGAACAAGACUUUUUCAGAGCCACUGUGGGGAUACAACAUCUCAAUGUUUUUGCAGGCAAUCAAUCACAUUCCCUCCAGCAAUAUGAAAACCAUCAUCAAACAGGUGCAACAAUACAUGAAACCCACCACCACCCAUGAUGGAUGGUCAAAGAGGGCAGAACGUCAGAACGGGGGUCCUCCGAAGGAGGACCAACGGACUACUAGGUGA
Messenger RNA from Suillus paluster, 624 nucleotides. RefSeq lists its product as uncharacterized. The coding region runs from base 1 to 624 and encodes 207 amino acids. The record is from RefSeq and is a predicted model, not a curated record. The transcript has 3 exons. Lineage: Eukaryota; Fungi; Basidiomycota; Agaricomycetes; Boletales; Suillaceae.